Molecule: messenger RNA, 6480 nt
Organism: Melanotaenia boesemani (Boeseman's rainbowfish)
Lineage: Eukaryota; Metazoa; Chordata; Actinopteri; Atheriniformes; Melanotaeniidae
Product: protein MB21D2
Exons: 2
Coding region: 229-1737 (502 amino acids)
Source: RefSeq, a predicted model, not a curated record
UAUCUAUCUAUCUAUCUAUCUAUCUAUCUAUCUAUCUAUCUAUCUAUCUAUCUAUCUAUCUAUCUGAGCCUUUAUUUUGAAAGCACCGCUGAGCAGCGGAAGUGGCUCGGCUGUUUCCGGUGCUUGUGUUUGGUGUGGCUCGGCUCGGCUCGGCCCAGAACAGACCAGUAGCAGCAGCAGCAGUGUGACCGGCGGUGAUCCAGGCAGACCGCGGAGGAACCACCAACCAUGGCGGCCCCUGCUCUCUCCGGUCGGGCUGGCUCGGCGGGCAGCCUCGGGAACAGCCCCACCAUGGCCGCCGGGAGGCUGCCGCACGGCUGCGGUGGGCCCGAGCUUGACUUCAGGUCGGCGGCCCGAAUGGAGGACCUGAACCGGUUAAUCCAGGAGUUCAGCAAGCACGACCAACGGGAGUACGACGACCAGCGGGCUCUGGAGAUCCACACGGCCAAGGACUUCAUCUUCUCCAUGCUGGGAAUGGUCCAGAAGUUGGACCAGAAGCUUCCGGUAGCCAAUGAGUACCUCCUGCUGUCGGGAGGUGUUCGGGAGGGCGUGGUGGACAUGGACCUGGAUGAGCUGAGCGUUUACGCCCGCGGCACAGACUACGACAUGGACUUCACCUUGUUGGUACCAGCGCUCAAGCUGCACGACCGCAACCAGCCAGUCACCCUGGACAUGAGGCACUCGGCGCUGGGCCACUCCUGGCUCAGCCUCCGCCUUUUUGACGAGGGGACCAUCAACAAGUGGAAGGACUGCUGCACCAUCGUCGACCACAUCAACGGGACCACCAACUACUUCUUCUCUCCAACUCUGGUGGCAGACUGGUUCUACCAGUCCAUCUCUUUGGUUCUGUUGGAGGUGCAGAAGAAGCCGCAGAGAGGAAUGCCCAGGGUGGAGAAGGUGGAGCGCAACGGAACCAUCAUCUCCGUCAUCCUGGGCGUCGGCAGCAGCCGGAUGCUGUACGACAUCGUCCCCGUGGUGUCGUUUAAAGGCUGGCCGGCAGUCGCUCAGAGCUGGCUGAUGGAGAACCACUUCUGGGACGGGAAGAUCACGGAGGAGGAAGUGAUCAGCGGCUUCUACCUCGUCCCUGCCUGCUCCUACAAAGGUCGCAAGGAGAACGAGUGGCGCUUGUCGUUCGCCCGCAGCGAGGUGCAGCUGAAGAAGUGCAUCUCGUCCAGUCUGAUGCAGGCGUACCAGGCCUGCAAGGCCAUCAUCAUCAAGCUGCUGUCCCGCCCCAAAGCCAUCAGUCCUUACCACCUGCGCAGCAUCAUGCUGUGGGCCUGCGACCGCCUCCCCGCCAACUACCUGGUGCAGGACGACUUCUCUGCCCACUUCCUGUUGGGCCUGAUUGACGACCUGCAGCACUGCCUCGUCAACAAGAUGUGUCCCAACUACUUCAUCCCUCAGUGCAACAUGCUGGAGCACCUGUCGGAUGAGACGGCCAUGCUGCACGCCCGCAAACUCUCCUCCGUGCGCUCCGACCCGGCCGAGCACCUGCGCACCACCAUCGAGCACGCCAAGGCCGCCAACAGGCUGACGGUGGAACUGCAGUGGCGAGGCAGCUCCAACAACCUGCCAUCGCCGCAGUCCGACGCCGGGGGCGAGAACCAGCCUGACGACCGGCUGGCCAAGAAGCUCCAGCAGCUCGUCACGGAGAAUCCCGGGAAGUCCAUCUCAGUCUUCAUCAACCCGGACGACGUCACGCGGCCGCACUUCCGCAUUGACGACAAGUUCUUCUGAGACUGGAAGCGUUCUCCCAGACCUCUUCCUCUUUUAUCCUCGCCUGGUGCCCCGCCUCCUCUGAAACUUUAUUUUCUACUUUUUUUAUGUUCGCCACAGAGUGAAGUGAGGUGAUCGUCUAGUUGUCCGCCACAGUUUUUUAUUUUUUUACAUUUAUUUUUCUAUUCCUUGCCCCUCUUCCCUCCUCUCACUGUGUGCCCUGUGUUUUUACCUGCUGGAUGCCUUUCAGACCCUCAGCAGCAGGCUGUUUUUAAAGAUGAAGAAAGGGCUCAGAAAUCCACCUCACGCUGGACCUGCUGAUCCUACAUUACUGUAGUUUGAUUAUCAGGGACUCUGGAGACGAGACCAACCCCUCAACUCCUGAAAAGGAGCUUAUCUAGAGUUGAUUUAGAGUUUUUGGGUUCAGGGGUUGACGGGUGUCCCAGAACCAGGAGUGGACACAACAGAGUCCUGGGUGACGGUGGAUUUUGUCCCUCUGAGGAAUGUCUUAUUCCCACUGGGCGAUGAUGGUACUAACGUCUUAGAACUAACUGUAAAUAGAAGAAAAUGUGUAGACAGAAAGAGAAAUAGACUGAAAAUGAUGUGUGAACUACUGUUUGUCUAAUUUUGCACAGAAUGUAAAAUUCACCACUUUUCCUCUCGAUGGUGGACGUCGUGUCCCCACCCUCAUGAUGUGUCAUAUCAGUAGACGGGUGACGGCAUGCUGAAGGACGGCGUGCUGCACGCUUGAAAUGGGCUCAUCAACGGAAGGGGGUUGCAGGAAGUACUGUCGGGUAGCACUUCCUGUCUGCUCCUCACGCUCAGGUUAAUCUGCUGCAGUACGACCUCCGUCAGCUGCACCGUCACAGAAUCACUCCCAACACUCCCAGCACCUCCUUGUUCUGACCAGACAUGACGGCAUGUCUCCAUGAGCUCGUCGUCGUGUUUAUGACCCGACUCCUGGUUUCUCUUCAGCUGCUUCUUCGUGUCUCCUUGUCCUGGGUUCAGCCCUCCUUCAGCUCAACCACCUCAAGGCUAACGAUUACUUAGGCGCAGUUCUGUUUCUCUUUUUUCCCACCCAUUGCUUUUCCCUGCCCCUCAUCCUUUAAAACAAAGUUGUAAGGGGUGAAAACAUUCCUCUAGGAACUGAGAUGCCCCGAAUUUACUGUUGUAGUCAGAAGUCGUCGUGUUGGGGAAACACGAAGACUUCAUUACCGCUGGUUAAUGAAGAUUAUUGAUUAGCGUUUAGCAUUAAGUUGGCAGUUUUAACAACAGCCUUAUGAUGAACGGGGUCAGAAAUAAUCACAGUUUUAAAAUAAUCUUUAAAUCCUUAUUGAUACUGAAUAUACAUUUCUAGGUGCCCUCCUUCCUUCUGUCGCCAUCUUUGGCGAUGCCGGUGUGUGUUGUGGAAUUUUUUAUGCCCCUUCGUUGAAGUGCGGCCCUGGACUGUCUUCGUUUGGAGGGUAGCUCUUCCCUUGCAUCCAAAAGAGAAUCCAGGUAGCUCUUUAUCAAAAUGGGAUUCAGCCAUAACUAAUCGUGGUUUUAAACGUCACGAUUAAUGUAUCGUAAAGAACAGAUCAUGUCUGAACCAUGACGGCAGAUCAGCGCAGCUUGCACAGGGAAGGAAAACGGAGUUGUGUGAUAUAUCAGAUGGAGCAUCCUGCAGCCAUCCUCUAAAUGUAAGGCUGGAAAACUGAGAAUCUAAUGGUGACGUCCCUACUCAGGACACCAGUUUGAUUAUAGACUAAUGUCUGAUGACUCAUGACUUUACUAAAGCCGUUACAUGAAUACAGGAACAAUCAAACUCAUUUCAUAAUAGAAAUCCACUUUUCAUUUAUAGAAGUUUUUAUACUUUUCUGUCCUUUGAUGAUUUUAUAGGGAAGACACAAAGUUUAAAUGCAUAUCGUACCAACCUUGAUUCAUCUGGCGUUUGCACCAUUUUCAACACAUGCAAAGCUGUAAAGCUUAAAAUUUCCUAAAGUCCUUUAAUAGGUCCUUGAUUUGAGAUCAGUCCUUUAAUAUCUCUUUUGACAAAACUGACAUAAAACAUAAUGACGUAAAUCUAUGCAAAAUAGUUUUAUUAUACUGUAAUCCACUAGACCAGCAGUGACUCUAGCAGUAGCUUUAAAGUCUUCAGUAUCGAAAUGAUAAAUCUAUGUAACUCACAAAGAGAAAUUAAAUGUCAGAAGAGAACAGAUUUUAGUAAAUGAUAAACUCCUGCAGCUCAAAUGUAAGUUAAUUAUGCCAACAUGUUUCUGCAAACUUGGUUCCCAUACAUAUUUUCCUAAAAAUUUCUCAAAUCCUGUAACUCAGGCAAAACAUGGGACUGACCAUUUCAUUAUAUGAUUCUUAUUUUCUCACAUAACAUUCUCAACAGGUUAAAACACUAAAUAAAAAACACAAUAAUGAGCUGCAAGCAUUAGCAAUAGCUAGCAAAUACUUUAACAUUGGUUUAGCUAACUAAUUUAACAAGCUUUAUUUAGCACAAGCUUCAUAGAGUGGUAGCUAGCACAAGCAAGCGCUAACUAGCAAGUACAGGCUUUCUAAAGCAGGUGCUAAUAUUAGUUUGUGCUGCUAACUACCAUUUUUUAAAGCUCAUUCUAGCUAAAAUUGUGGAUAGCACUAGCCUAUCUAGCUACCGCUCUAUGAAGCUUGUGCUCAGUAAAACUAUGGAUAGCACUAGCUUGAUCUAGCGACCACUUCAUAAAGCCUGUACUAGCGAAAACGAUCAAUAGCACACUGACUUGAUCUGACUCUCACUUUAUAAAGCCAGUGCUAGCUAAAACUAUGGAUAUCACAACUUUGAUUUAGCUACCACUUCAUAAAACCUGUUCUAGCUAAAUAUAUGAAUAACACUAGCUUGUGCUAGCUAAAACUAUGAAUAGCACUAGUUUGAUCUAGCUACCACUUUAUGAAACUCCUGAUGGCUAAAGCUAGCUCAUCUAGUCACUAUUUGCUACCACAACAUAAAGCAUCAGGCCAAACAUUCAGUACUGCUACCUAGAAGACGAUACACUACAUUAGUUCCAUUAAAACAACUGUGUUUUUAGAAUAAGUUAGUCAUUUACACGUAAGAAUUAAAGGUUUCAGUGGGAAAUUAUGAACAAUUUUACCAAAUGGCUGACUUUGUACAAAGUGAAUGGAUGGACCACGUUUUAAUAAGUUUAAUUAUUUUAUGUUUAAGUUCAGUCAUUCAGAAAUUUUACCUUCGCCUGCGAUCGUGGGGUUGUGUUUGGGUGCUUUUAGCCACAGACGGGGACAUAAAUCGAGCUUGAGACGAUGCCGUUGAUUCCGGCGUGUUUGUUGAGUGAUUCGUUGCAGAAAAUGCGAGCAGCUCUUUGUAUGGAGCCCCAGGUGCGUUGGUCCUGAGCUGGUUGAGGUGAAGGCGAGUUGGGUCAAGUGUUUACAUUCGUGUCCAACAUUUUCAGAAAAAUGCCAAAAAAUCCUGCAGAUAUCUGACCGGUAAUGUAAUCUCCACAUAUCCUCAUCCUCAAGUGCAAUUAGUGAAAAUCCACACAGGACAUGCACACAUCCAUGUUUAACUUACGUAGCAUUAACACGCUAGCACACGCCAACGGCGGCAGAACAGCCCACCUCUGCUGAACCUCACAAAGCUGCACCAACACUCCCACUCAGAGGCUUUUACACCAUCAAAGUGCCACACAGAAACACCAACACACACUCCUGCUUACUGGAAAUGUAAUCAGUGUGUCGUCCGACCCGGCUCCUGUUUGUUCAGAAACUUCUGUGACUUUUGGUUUUCUCUCUGCUUCUUGCUGCUCUAAUGAAGAGUUGACUUGGAAGGUGAACUGUUGGGAUGGCAGCUCCUCGUCUGUGAAGGUCCAGCACUGCACUGUACAGCUGAGUCAUCAUAAAGUAUUCUUACCUGAAGUUCUUCGUCUCUGCGAGUCACUUUGUUCAUUAACUUUCUGUGUCUUUGUCAUUAACCUGGAUUAAAGUCCUGUUUUCAUGUGAUGGAAAGAAAUCUACAGCAGACAUCCUGAUCCAGUGUUUAUAUCUAAAUAAAAUGAGUUUUAACCAGAAUCGGUUCUGUUCUGAGGAUCAGUAAGUGAAUAUUUGGCCUGAGCAGCUUUAUUCUUCAAUAUGGCCUAAACCCUCUAUUUAAUUAUUUAAGUGAAAACUGCAGGUUGAUGUGAUACCUGUCCCAGACUGACGGAUCCAGACUAAACGAGUCUUUACACCGACACCAUGUUUAGUCACCGGUUCUAGUUUUCCCUCCAGUGGUGCUUCAUAAUUCAUGGUUUGCAUCAUUGAUCGUAUUUAAUAUCAAUAACUGCCCUGAUUAAUAGUUAAUAGCUAAACUAGUUCCUUCCAGUCAUCAACAUGGCCUCCAGGAACAGUUCUCCACUUUCCAACGUUCUUUGAAUGUUUCUGUCUUUUCUGUUCUCUGUCCAGAUGAUCCCACACUGCUUCAAUAUUGUUGAGGUCCAGGUUCUGGGGAGGAUCCGUCCCUCUAUCAGGCCCGCAGAGGUCCAGGUUCUGGGUAGGAUCCGUCCCUCUAUCAGGCCCGCAGAGGUCCAGGUUCUGGGGAAGAUCCGUCCCUUUAUCAGACCCGCAGAGGUCCAGGUUCUGGGGAGGAUCCGUUCCUCCAUCAGACCUGUUUCCACUGAGCUUCUGUCCAGUUCUUGUGUCAUGUGACCAACCUCAGCCUUUUCUCCCUGUUUCCUUCCUUAUUAACAGCUUCUUGACAUCCAUGUUUCCAUGGAGACCAUUUCUAAUGAAGCUUCUGCAAACGAUGAUGAU